CGUCAUCAUUACGCGUCAGUGUUUAUCAUUAAAAAGUGGCUAGCUGCGUGGUAAAAAAAAUCAUCUUGAAUAUUGACUUGGAUAAAACAUAUGUCAACAGGUUAGAAGCAAUUUAUAUACAUCAACUUAUCGUAUAUAAUUCUCGUCUGGAUGGCCUUGAGCACUGAAUGAGGUCUGUUUUCUCUGUGUGGUCCUCCUUGUGGAGCUGAAAUGGGCCAGCAAAUCUCUGGCCAGGCUGUGAUGGGCAAGCUUCCUGAGAAGCUACUCAAACAUGCCGGAUUAGUGCGGGAUAGUAGCUAUCUGACCUAUGAAGAGUUUCUGGCUCAUGUAGCAGAGUUGAAUGAAGUAACUGCUAAGCUGGCAGUUGGCCAACCAAAACAUCUCCUUUUUGAGGUUCAGCCUGGAUCUGACACGUCUGCUCUGUGGAAAGUGGCUGUGAGGAUAGUGUGCACCAAGAUUAAUAAGGAGGAUGGUAUGGUGGAAGCCUCUCGCAUUAUGAACCUGUAUCAGUUUAUUCAGCUUUAUAAAGACAUUACCAGCCAAGCAGCUGAAGUUCUGGCAGCAGAGGGCAGUAUGGAGUGUUCCUCUGGACAUCUUUCCUCUGCAGCCUCAUGCCAGGCCAGCAUGUGGAUGGGAAGGGUGAAGCAGCUUACGGAGGAGGAAGAGUGCUGUAUCUGUAUGGAUGGGAAAGCAGAUCUUAUUCUGCCCUGUGCACACAGCUUCUGUCAGAAAUGUAUUGAUAAGUGGAGUGGCCAGAGUCGAAACUGUCCCAUCUGCCGGAUCCAGUUGACGGCUGCCAACGAAUCCUGGGUAAUGUCUGACGCACCCACAGAGGAGGACAUAGCAAGCUACAUUCUCAAUCUAGCGGACGAGGCUGGCCACCCUCACAGACCUUAAUCUGAAGCACUACAUCUCUUUUAUCACUCACUGGCUCUCAUUAUUAGACUUAAACUCAUUUACUGUAAGAUGCUACUUUGAAUUAUGUAGGUUAUUGACGUGAUCUUUGUUGUCUUAUUUGCAGGCAGCAAUAACCACUCACUGGGCCUCAUUUAUCAAGCUGAAUACAAACCAAGAUAUUUUUUAAAACGAUUCUCAUGAUGAUUGCAUAAAAAUGGGCUAGUUAUGAAAAUCUAGGUUUUUGUGUAAAUUUGCAUUUCAUAUUAAUGAUCUGGAAGAAAACGGUCUAGAUCAAGACAAAUAUUCCAUGAGGACAAAAGAAGUGCUGCCAUAUAACAUAAGGAGUUAGCGUGUGCCUACAGGAUCUGACUUACCACAGUGACUGAGCUGCAUUACUGAGGAUUUUCAUUAAAUGCAAAUCAGCUGUGCCAUGAAUGCACUGUGCACUUUAUGGGUGAUUUGCAUUUGUCAUAUAUGCACUUGAGUAUCAAGGGGGGAAAAAAAUGGCAGAUGUUUUUUUUAGCUCCGUUUGGCUUCAGAAAAAGAUUACACACAUUAUUAAAAGAUUGAUAAUUGAGGCUCAGUGUCAUUUCGAUUUAUGUGAUUUGUUCAGCGUCAGUCAUUUAGAUUUUUAUGGUGUGAAAUUUUUUGACUACUUGCUGCUUUUUUUGUUUUAUCUCAUCUAAGCUGUGUAUACUAAUGAAUGAAAGAAAUGGAGGUUAUAGCUGCCUUUCCUUACUGAAGUGGUGAUCCACAGAAUGUGCAUGGUGUUUUAUUUCUCACAAGUGUUGGAAGUUACUUAAGACAUAUUGUAGGAUAAACAGAAAUGCAUCGGCCGAGUUACCCCGUUUCUUCUGGCAACUUGCUAACAUCUGCUUAAAUAAGGUGUUCUGAGAAAGUGUUUUUCGUGUAGGGCACAAUAAUUGUGUUGACUAGGAAAAAAUAUUUUUGCUUGAUUUAGUCUAUCAAAUGUGAAAAGUUGGAAAGCAGUUCUAACUACUGAGAAUAAUUUUUUAAAAAGUUUACUUCUCUCAUCUAUUGAGACUUGCACAAGAAUCUUUUUUUCCUCUUAAUUUUGCAGUUAAUUAUUUAAAAACGGCUUUGAAAAUGCAUUUUCUGGUUUAUGUAUGAGAAUAUAAAAGCAGCACAGUAGAUGUAUAUUUUUCUUGACAUUCUAUCAUCAUUCUAAUCCUCAUUAUUAAACUUUUUAAAUGUUGAAACAAUUGCAGGCUUACGACAGUAACUCGUUUCUUCCAAAAAAAGAAAAAAAAAGUUGAGCUAAAAAUCAAUAAAAGUAUCUCUCUUUUUUUACAAUAAAAAUGUCCAAAUGCAGUUGUAAGGAACUGUUUGAAAAUGUCACAUGCUGUGUAAUCCAUGAGUAUAAACUUUGUUUUUAUGUUUUUAGACAAGUAUAAAACUUUAUUCUUGAAAAGAGAAAUAAAGAUUUUCUGCUUGGCA
Messenger RNA from Hemibagrus wyckioides, 2355 nucleotides. It is a transcript of the gene rnf141, whose product is annotated as ring finger protein 141. The record is from RefSeq and is a predicted model, not a curated record. Gene Ontology annotation, molecular function: ubiquitin-protein transferase activity. Gene Ontology annotation, biological process: protein autoubiquitination. NCBI's taxonomy places the organism in Eukaryota, Metazoa, Chordata, Actinopteri, Siluriformes, Bagridae. The transcript has 6 exons. The coding region runs from base 211 to 897 and encodes 228 amino acids.